Paralichthys olivaceus (Japanese flounder) is the source of this 772-nucleotide messenger RNA. NCBI's taxonomy places the organism in Eukaryota, Metazoa, Chordata, Actinopteri, Pleuronectiformes, Paralichthyidae. The record is from RefSeq and is a predicted model, not a curated record.
AUGGGCCCCAAGGCUUUUGGGGCUCUGGGUUCAGAAGUCACUCCGAGGGACUGGCCACACCGCGGCCGUCCUCCUCCUCCUCCUCUCCCUCCCCCCCUGUCCUCCACAUGUGGACACCGUGAAAACAGGGAGGCUGAGACUCGGCGGCUGCCAGCGUCGUGCGGGGCCUUGAAUGUUACGAACGUGUGGCCGGGGGACGUGGAGGAAGCUCGGAGCCUCCCUCACGACAGCCAUUGUUUACAAAGACGUCACCCUCCGGCGGAUCGCCCCCUCCGACAGUCGAGUGUAGCGUCGGGUGCCGCCGCCGACACGCUGUCGGUCCCCGCGGAGCGAGACGCGCUUCGUCGCCACAUUGUCUCGGAGUUUCCACGCGGUCAUCUGCGGUUGGUGCUGCCUCCUUCUCUUCUCCUUGUUCCUCGCUCCUCUUCGUCCCCCUCCUUCCAUCCACCGGGCCACCUGUCCGCCAUGUCGCAGGGUCAAAACUUCCUCCCCAAAUUCCUGUUUGUCUCCAACCUGCUGAAGGCGGUGAAGAUCCGUCAGCGAGUGCCCAAUGACGUGGUGAAGCCGGCGACCAGUGGCGGCCUGAUGCACCACCUGCGGGGUAUGCACAGGUACACUCUGGAGAUGAUCGCCAUGAACCACUUCCCGCAGGCCUUCAGGGAGGUGGUGCAGGCUGCCAUCUUGGACCGAGCCAUGCAGGCCUCUCUGGAGCAGGAGAAGAAGCUCAACUGGUGUCGGGAGGUGAAGAAGAUGGUGCCGUUACGCACCAAUG